Camellia sinensis is the source of this 2144-nucleotide messenger RNA. Lineage: Eukaryota; Viridiplantae; Streptophyta; Magnoliopsida; Ericales; Theaceae. The record is from RefSeq and is a predicted model, not a curated record.
CACAUCAAGAAAGGUUCGCCUUUGCUCUGGAUUCACUUCUUGUUUGUUGUGAUUGUUGUUGUUUUGGUUCAUUUUGGUAUAAAUGAGAUUGAGCAACGCUUGAGAAUCACUAGGUUUAGGGAUGGGUAUGGUAAUCCUAGUGAUCCUAGUGCGAAUUCAUCUGCAAUUUUCACUAUAAUGGUGCACGGGGUGCCGAAAACUUUAGGGUUUGAUAAGACUUCUUUGGUGGAGUAUUUUCAACACAAGUAUCCCGGGAAAGUUUAUAAGGUCAUUGUGCCGAUGGAUUUGUGUGCUUUGGAUGAUUUAGUUACGGAGUUGGUUAAAGUUAGAGAUGAUAUUUCCAAAUUGAUAGUGAAGAUUGAGUCGCGGGUUUCAACGAUUGAAAUUGAAGAUGGUGAAAUUGGAGAAGAUUCUUCAGCGGGGUUGUGGAACAGAGCACGUUCGCUGUGGAGGACAGUAAGGAACUACUGGGAUGAGAUUAUUAGUGAAUUAGGGUUUACGGAUGAGGAGAGGUUGAGAAAGUUGCAAGAAUUGAGAGCUGAUUUAGAGACUGAAAUGGCAGCAUACAAAGAAGGGCGAGCAAAGGGUGCUGGAGUGGCUUUUGUGGUAUUUAAGGAUGUGUAUGCCACUAAUAAGGCUGUUCAGGAUUUCCGGAAUGAGAAAAGGAGACGGAUUGGAAAAUUCUUUUCUGUCAUGGAGUUGCAGUUACAGAGGAACCAAUGGAAAGUUGAGCGAGCUCCAUUGGCGACCGACAUAUACUGGAAUCAUUUGGGCUCCUCAAAGGUCUCACUGAAACUUCGCAGAGUGUUUGUGAAUACAUGCCUAGUGUUGAUGCUUUUGUUCUUCAGUUCUCCUCUUGCUGUGAUUAGUGCCAUUAAGAGUGCUGGGCGCAUUAUCAACGCAGAGGCAAUGGAUAAUGCUCAAAUGUGGUUGGCUUGGGUGCAAAGCUCAAGCUGGCUGGCAACUAUAAUCUUUCAGUUCCUUCCUAAUGUUCUUAUUUUUGUGAGUAUGUAUAUAGUGAUCCCAUCAGCUCUGUCCUAUCUCUCAAAGUUUGAACGGCAUCUUACUGUGUCAGGGGAGCAAAGAGCUGCACUUUUGAAGAUGGUUUGCUUCUUUCUUGUAAAUCUCAUUCUUUUGAGGGCUCUGGUUGAAUCCUCUCUAGAGAGUGCAAUCUUAAGAAUGGGUCGCUGUUAUUUGGACGGAGAAGAUUGCAAAAAGAUUGAGCAAUACAUGAGCGCGUCAUUUCUGUCAAGGUCAUGCCUUUCAUCUCUUGCAUUUCUAAUCACAUGCACUUUCUUGGGAAUAUCUUUCGAUCUUUUGGCUCCAAUACCUUGGAUAAAAAAGAAGCUUCAGAAGUUUCAGAAGAAUGACAUGCUUCUACUGGUACCGGAACAAAGUGAGGAUUACCCAUUAGAAAAUCCGGAUUUAGAGAGUCUGCGGAGACCACUGAUUCCUGAAGAAGCAUUUGACACAAUGGUUGGCAAUAAUGGAUUGCCGAAUGGUGCCACACUUAGUGAAAUCGAUUUACCAGGACAAGUUCUUUCUGAAUAUCCGAUCAGCAGAACCUCACCUAUGCCAAAGCAAACAUUUGAUUUUGCACAAUAUUAUGCAUUCAAUCUGACAAUCUUUGCCCUGACCAUGAUCUAUUCUGCAUUUGCUCCUAUUGUGGUUCCUGUUGGUACAAUUUAUUUUGGGUAUAGGUACGUGGUUGAUAAGUACAACUUUCUAUUUGUAUACAGAGUACAAGGGUUUCCUUCAGGCAAUGAUGGGAGGUUGAUGGACACGGUAUUGGGUAUCAUGAGGUUUUGUGUCGACUUGUUCCUACUUUCAAUGCUCUUGUUCUUUACAGUCAAAGGAGAUUCCACUAAGCUGCAAGCAAUAUUCACGCUUGGGCUGUUUGUGUUGUAUAAAUUGUUGCCUUCUGAUGAUGAUAACUCCCAACCAGCUUUAUUGCAAGGCAUACAGACUGUUGACAAUGUUGUAGAUGGACCGAUAGAUUAUGAGGUUUUUUCGCAACCCAAAUUUGGAUGGGAUACAAGUCAGUUGUGAUUUGAUCUUUAACACUUAUAAAUGAGUUGCUUGUGAUAGUCAUGUAUUUCUGUCCCCGUUAAUCUUCAAAGAAUCUUUUGUGAUGUUUCUGUAUA